CAGUACUCCGACUCUUCGAGAGACAUGCUCACCCUCCCCUCCCUCUCUCAUGUGGUCGGGUGCGACGAACACCGCUUGCCCGCGGCGUUGCGGCCUCAGACGGCCCCCCGCCGCUCAGCCGAGUCGACGACCCAGAGGCAAAGACGGCCGAGUCGACUCGCCGCCGCCGCCUUCUCCUCGUUGACGAGGAUGAAGAGGCCGGCUCAGACGGCUGAGCCAGAGGAGGGGACGCUGACGUCACAGGCGUGGCGUGCGUCCAUGGCCUCUCUCGCCGCAGCAAUCCUUGCGUCCAACGCAGCCACCGCAGGGGGCGGCCGAGGCGAGGCGCGAG
Emiliania huxleyi CCMP1516 is the source of this 331-nucleotide messenger RNA. RefSeq lists its product as hypothetical. The transcript is spliced from 2 exons. The annotation marks the transcript as partial. Lineage: Eukaryota; Haptophyta; Isochrysidales; Noelaerhabdaceae. The record is from RefSeq and is a predicted model, not a curated record.